GCUGCCAAUUCCCCAGUGGAGGACCGACAAGGUGUAGCUUCCUGCAUGCAAACCAAUGGACUAAUGUUUGGUAUUUUUGAUGGACAUGGCGGCCAUGCAUGUGCACAAGCGGUGAGUGAGAGGCUCUUCUACUACAUGGCAGUGUCCCUGAUGUCCCAGCAGACCUUGGGGCAGAUGGAGGAAGCAAUGAAAGAAAACAUGAAGCCUUUGCUACCCAUCCUUCAGUGGCUCAAGCAUCCUGGGGAUAGUAUUUAUAAGGAUGUCACAUCAGUACAUCUGGACCACCUCCAAGUCUAUUGGUAGGAACAUCUUGACCUACUUAUGGAAAUGGGCUUGAGCAUCUAAGAAGCAUUGAUGUACUCCUUCCAGAGACCGGAUUCUGAUAUCUCACUAGAAAUUCAGGCUCCUCGAAAAGAUGAGGUGACCAAGAACUUAUCCCUCCAGGUUGCUUUUUCUGGGGCAACAGCUUGCAUGGCCCAUGUCAAUGGAAUUCACCUGCAUGUAGCAAAUGCUGGUGACUGCCGGGCUAUCCUUGGUGUCCAGGAAGAUAAUGGUGUGUGGUCCUGCUUACCUCUUACCCGUGACCACAAUGCUUGGAAUGAAGCUGAGCUGUCCCGGCUUAAGAGAGAACACCCUGAGUCUGAGGACAGAACACUCAUCAUAGAUGAUAGGCUGCUGGGUGUCCUCAUACCCUGCAGGGCCUUUGGGGAUGUCCAACUGAAAUGGAGUAAAGAGUUGCAGCGUAGUGUCCUGGAGAGGGGCUUUGAUACUGAGGCCCUCAACAUCUACCAGUUCACACCACCCCACUACUACCCGCCACCCUAUCUGACUGCCAAGCCUGAGGUUACAUACCACAAGCUGGGGCCCCAAGAUAAGUUCCUUGUGCUGGUCUCAGAUGGUCUAGGGGACAUGCUGGGCAAUGUGGAUGUGGUUAGGCUGGUGGUAGGGCACCUAUCCAAGGUUGGUUGCCAUAAACUGGACCUGGACCAAAGACCAGCCAACCUGGGCCUCAUGCAGAGUCUGCCGCUGCAGAGGAAAGCCAGUGGCCUCCGUGCAGCUGCCCAAAAUGCAGCCAAUCUGAUCACACAUGCCAUCGGAAGUAACGAGUACAGGGACAUGGACCCAGAGAGACUGGAUGCCAUUCUGACAUUACCAGAAGAUGUAGCCAGGAUGUACCAGGAUGAUAUCACUGUCAUGGUGGUGUUUUUUAACUCAGAGUCAAUUGAUACAUAUUAUAAGGAGGGUUAA
Messenger RNA from Cricetulus griseus (Chinese hamster), 1248 nucleotides. Lineage: Eukaryota; Metazoa; Chordata; Mammalia; Rodentia; Cricetidae. The record is from RefSeq and is a predicted model, not a curated record.